UUUUUCAAGCGCUACAAAAUCAUCUGUCGGAUUGUUUCAUUAGAGACUGUGUGGAUGAUCGUCCUGCAGAUUUCGAGAAAGAGCCGCGAGAGCACCGUAAGCCGCCAUGCCGCCACCCGCCGACACCGUCAAGGUGGCCAUCCAGUGGCCGGGGGCUUUCGCCAAGUUCAUAGAGAUUGACCAGAAAAAGCCGCUUUCGGCCAUCAUCAAAGAAGUGUGCGAGGGCUGGUCUCUGGGGAAUCAUGAAAAUUUUGCGCUGCAAAUUGCCGACGCCACCAAAUUCUACAUCACUGAAAAGAAUCGCAACGACAUCAAGAACGGCUCCAUCCUGCACUUGACCACCUCUCCUUACCAGAUGGCGCUGCAGCUGCACGAGCGCAUCCAGUCGUCCAGCAUGGACGCCAAGCUGGAGGCGCUGAAGGACCUGGCCAGCGCCUCGCGCGACAUCACCUUCGCCUUGGACUUCAUCAACAUGGACGGCAUCUCGCUGCUCACCCAGAUGGUGGAGAGCGGCACCGAUUUCGGCGACCUGCUUUCGUUCACGCUCACGGCCUUCGUGGAGCUGAUGGACCACGGCAUCGUCUCCUGGGACACUUUCUCCGUGGCCUUCAUCAAAAAGAUCGCCGGCUACGUCAACAAGGCGGCCAUGGACACGGCCGUGCUGCAGCGCUCGCUGGCCAUCCUGGAGUCCAUGGUGCUCAACAGCCAAGACCUCUACCACAAGGUGGCGCAGGAGAUCACCAUCGGGCAGCUCAUCCCGCACCUGCAGGGGACAGAUCAGGACAUCCAGACAUACACCAUCGCCGUCAUCAAUGCGCUCUUCCUCAAAGCUCCCGAGGAAAGGAGACAAGAGAUGGCGCACAUCUUGGCUCAGAAGCAACUGCGCUCCAUCAUCCUCAGCAACGUGAUCCGGAGCCCGAUGCCCAUCAACGACGAGAUGGCGCACCAACUGUACGUUCUGCAGGUUCUCACCUUCAACCUGCUGGAGGACCGCAUGAUGACCAAAAUGGACCACCAGGACCAGGCUCAGCGGGACAUCAUCUUCGAGCUCCGCCGGAUUGCCUUUGACAUGGACUGCGAGUCCAACAACGGCAGCAGCACAGAGAAGCGCAAGUCCAUGUACACGCGCGACUACAAGAAGCUCGGAUUCAUCAACCACGUGAACCCGGCUGUGGAUUUCACACAGAUUCCUCCCGGGAUGCUGGCGCUGGACAACAUGCUCUACUUUGCCAGGCACCACCAGGAUGCCUACAUCAGGAUCGUUCUGGAGAACAGCAGUCGAGAAGACAAGCACGAGUGUCCGUUCGGGCGCAGCAGUAUUGAACUCACGAAGAUGCUCUGCGAGAUCCUCAAAGUCGGCGAGCUGCCCGGCGAAAACUGCCACGACUUUCACCCCAUGUUCUUCACGCACGACCGUUCCUUCGAGGAGUUCUUCUGCAUCUGCAUCCAACUGCUCAACAAGACCUGGAAGGAAAUGCGGGCCACCAGCGAAGACUUCAACAAAGUCAUGCAGGUGGUGCGGGAGCAGAUCAUGAGAGCAUUGACGCUGAAGCCUAACUCGCUGGACCAGUUCAAGAGCCGCCUGCAGAACCUGAGCUACGCCGAGAUCCUCAAGAUACGACAGUCGGAGAGGAUGAAUCAGGAGGACUUCCAGUCCCGACCCAUCCUUUGGUGCAGGGAGCUGAAGGAGAAGAUCCAGCCGGAGAUUAUGGAGCUGAUCAAACAGCAGAGGCUCAAUCGACUGUGUGAAGGGACGUGCUUCAGGAAGAUCAGCAGUCGCAGGAGACAAGACAAAUUCUGGUACUGCCGGCUUUCGCCCAACCACAAGGUCCUGCACUACGGGGACCUUGAGGAGAGUCCCCAAGGGGAGGUACCCCACGACUCUCUGCAGGACAAAUUGCCCGUGGCGGAUAUCAAGGCGGUCAUCACGGGAAAAGACUGUCCUCACAUGAAGGAGAAGGGCGCUCUCAAGCAGAACAAGGAGGUGCUGGAGUUAGCCUUCUCCAUCCUAUACGAGUCGGAUGAGUAUUUAAACUUUAUUGCCCCGGACAAGCACGAGUACUGCGUCUGGACUGAUGGUCUGAACGCACUUCUGGGCAAGGAGAUGACCAGUGACUACACCAAAUCCGACAUGGACACACUGCUCUCCAUGGAGAUGAAGCUCCGCCUGCUGGACCUGGAGAACAUCCAGAUCCCCGAAGCCCCGCCCCCUAUUCCCAAAGAGCCCAGCAACUAUGACUUUGUUUACGACUGUAACUAGCUUAGCUUAG
Hippocampus comes (tiger tail seahorse) is the source of this 2270-nucleotide messenger RNA. RefSeq names its product engulfment and cell motility 1 (ced-12 homolog, C. elegans) (gene elmo1). Gene Ontology annotation, biological process: cell motility; actin filament organization. The coding region runs from base 107 to 2260 and encodes 717 amino acids. NCBI's taxonomy places the organism in Eukaryota, Metazoa, Chordata, Actinopteri, Syngnathiformes, Syngnathidae. The transcript has 21 exons. The record is from RefSeq and is a predicted model, not a curated record. Gene Ontology annotation, cellular component: guanyl-nucleotide exchange factor complex; plasma membrane.